AUGGCUCUUAGAAUCAAUGUCUUUCUUCUUCUACUACUUUUCCUCUCACUUCUCCUCAUUCCCUUAUCUUCAGGCAUUGUUAAUGAAGGGUUCAAGGAGGAUGGCAUAGACCCCAUUCACUUACUUCACAAGGAUGGAAUCGUAAUGAAUUCAAGGAAGCUUUGGAUGCUUGAUGCAACAAUGCAGGAUUAUGAUGAUACAGGAGCCAAUCAAAAACACGACCCUAGAAGGAAACCUGGCAAUGGAAGGAACCCAUGA
Prunus armeniaca (apricot) is the source of this 258-nucleotide messenger RNA. The record is from the annotation of a GenBank genome assembly. NCBI's taxonomy places the organism in Eukaryota, Viridiplantae, Streptophyta, Magnoliopsida, Rosales, Rosaceae.